CAUGCCGCCCCCCCGGCCGCCGGAACGGCCCCUCCGUCGCCGGCGCAGCCCUCCUCUGCCGCCGCCGGCGGGGGCAGCGGAAGCAACGCGGCGCCUCUAGGAUCCUCUGUGAUUCCGAUAGUGAACAAGCUGCAGGACAUAUUUGCGCAGUUGGGAAGCCAUUCGACGAUCGAGCUUCCUCAGGUCGCCGUUGUUGGAAGCCAGAGUAGUGGCAAGUCCAGCGUCCUCGAAGCCCUUGUUGGCCGCGAUUUUCUCCCGCGUGGGAACGAUAUCUGCACUCGCCGUCCCCUCGUUCUCCAGCUCCUUCAGACGAAGGGACACGCCGAUGGUGGAUCCGAGGAGGAAUGGGGAGAGUUCCUUCACUUGCCCGGCAAACGUUUCUUUGAUUUCUACGAGAUUCGCCGGGAGAUUCAGGCCGAGACAAAUAGGUUAGCAGGAGAGAACAAAGGUGUAUCAGACAAACAGAUCCGUUUGAAGAUAUUUUCCCCAAAUGUAUUGGAUAUCACUCUUGUGGAUCUGCCUGGUAUUACCAAGGUUCCUGUCGGUGACCAGCCAACCGACAUUGAAGCGCGUAUACGAACCAUGAUCAUGUCUUACAUCAAGCAACCUAGCUGUCUGAUACUUGCCCUUACACCAGCCAAUUCGGAUUUAGCAAACUCAGAUGCCUUGCAAAUUGCAGGAAUGGCAGACCCUGAUGGUCAUAGAACAAUUGGUAUAAUCACAAAGUUGGAUAUUAUGGACAGAGGUACUGAUGCUCGGAACCUCCUGCUUGGAAAAGUUAUCCCUCUUCGACUUGGAUACAUUGGAGUCGUAAAUCGUAGUCAGGAGGAUAUUUUACUAAACCGCAGCAUCAAGGAUGCACUCAUUGCAGAGGAAAAAUUCUUCCGGAGUCGUCCAGUGUACAAUGGUCUAGCUGAUCGUCUGGGUAUUCCUCAGUUGGCAAAAAAGUUAAACCAGAUCCUAGUCCAACACAUCAAGGCCUUACUUCCUGAUUUAAAGUCUCGUAUAAGCAAUGCGUUGGUUGCCACAGCAAAGGAGCAUCAAAGCUAUGGGGAAAUAACAGAAUCAAAGGCUGGUCAGGGAGCUCUGCUUCUCAACAUUCUUUCAAAAUAUUGUGAAGCAUUUUGCUCUAUGCUGGAAGGGAAAAGUGAAGAAAUGUCAACGACUGAGCUUUCUGGGGGAGCAAGAAUUCACUACAUCUUCCAGUCAAUAUUUGUUAAGAGUUUGGAGGAGGUUGAUCCAUGUGAAGACUUGACAGAUGAUGAUAUUCGGACAGCGAUCCAGAACGCAACUGGCCCUAGAUCCGCGUUGUUUAUUCCAGAUGUACCAUUUGAAGUUCUUAUCCGGAGGCAAAUAUCUCGUUUGUUAGAUCCCAGCCUUCAGUGCGCCAGGUUUAUUUUUGAUGAGCUAGUAAAGAUUAGCCAUCGGUGUAUGAUGAAUGAGCUACAACGCUUUCCUGUUAUGAGAAAGCGCAUGGAUGAAGUUAUCGGGAACUUUCUGCGGGAAGGGCUUGAGCCAUCAGAAACAAUGAUUGGUCAUAUUAUUGAAAUGGAGAUGGAUUACAUAAAUACUUCACACCCGAAUUUUAUUGGGGGAACAAAGGCUGUGGAGGCUGCAAUGCAACAGGUGAAGUCUUCUAGGAUUCCGCAUCCCGUGGCACGGACAAAAGAUGCUGUGGAGCCUGAUAAAAUAGGUUCUUCUGCGAGUCAGAUGAAAUCUCGAUCUUUUCUCGGUCGGCAACCUAAUGGAAUUAUUCCUGAUCAGGGUGUUGUAUCUGCAGCAGAGACUGAAAAAGUUGUGCCAGCUGCAAACACGAGCAGUUCGAGUUGGGGCAUCUCGUCAAUUUUCCGAGGUGGUGAUGGCCGGGCAGUAGCUAAGGAGGACUUCUCAAGCAAACCAUUCAGUGAAGCUGUUCAGGAAGUGGACCAGAACUUAUCAAUGAUCUUUCUAAAGGAGCCCCCGACUGUCUUGAGGCCACCUGAAACCCAUUCAGAACAGGAGGCAGUCGAAAUUGCAAUAACAAAGCUAUUAUUGAGAUCAUACUAUGACAUUGUAAGGAAGAAUAUUGAGGACUCCAUACCGAAAGCAAUCAUGCAUUUCCUGGUUAAUCAUACAAAACGUGAGUUGCACAAUGUAUUCAUCAAGAAGCUUUACAGGGAGAACUUGUUUGAAGAGAUGUUGCAAGAGCCUGAUGAGGUUGCAAUGAAGAGGAAACGCACACGAGACACGCUCCGUGUUCUUCAGCAGGCUUACAGGACAUUAGACGAGCUUCCUUUGGAAGCUGAAUCAGUUGAGAGAGGAUACAAUCUCGGACCGGAUGCAACAGGACUACCAAAAGUUCACGGCUUGCCUUCGUCCUCGAUAUAUUCAACGAGCAGUGGUUCUCUCGAUUCCUUCUCAUCUCCCAAACCCACGAGAUCCCGGAAAUCAGGAGAGCAACACCAGAAUCUGUUUGGAAACAUGGAUUCGAACGGGCAUGGACGAUCUCACGUGUCAAGUCUUUAUCCUUCUCACGAUCUGUAAGAGAUCAAUUUCUGUUUCCGCAUUCCAUUCAUUUGAUGGCUGUCUUCUAAAUUUUCCAUCGGGAAAAAGCCUUUUGAUGUUGUGGGGGAGAAGUUCUCGUGACAUGUCGGAUUUGAGAUAUUCUCUAAUAAACUGGUUAGAGGAAAAAGCCUUCUGAUGUUUUGGUCUCUCCAUUGAUUUUGGUCCUUUCUUGCCAAGAAUACUUACAAGGGUACAGGUUGAUGGUUCGAUUAUAUUUGUCUCAAUUCAUAUAUGUGUGUGUGUGUGUGUGUUGUGUUUGCAAUUAAGUUUGAAUUUCAUGGCUGUUGAAAGGUUUGGUUGUCUUUUUGUGCA
Messenger RNA from Tarenaya hassleriana, 2856 nucleotides. RefSeq names its product dynamin-related protein 3A-like. Gene Ontology annotation, biological process: peroxisome fission; mitochondrial fission. Lineage: Eukaryota; Viridiplantae; Streptophyta; Magnoliopsida; Brassicales; Cleomaceae. The annotation marks the transcript as partial. Gene Ontology annotation, molecular function: GTP binding; microtubule binding; GTPase activity. The transcript is spliced from 20 exons. Gene Ontology annotation, cellular component: membrane; mitochondrion; peroxisome. The record is from RefSeq and is a predicted model, not a curated record.